GCAGCCUCGGCGGCAGCAGGAGAAGGCGGCGGCGGCGGCUGGGGAUCAGACAUGGCGGCGGAUCUGAACCUGGAGUGGAUCUGCUCCCUGCCCCGCUCCUGGACUUACGGGAUCACCCGGGGCGGCCGAGUCUUCUUCAUCAACGAGGAGGCGAAGAGCACCACCUGGCUGCACCCCGUCACCGGCGAGGCCGUGGUCACCGGGCACCGGCGGCAGAGCACAGAUUUGCCUACUGGCUGGGAAGAAGCAUAUACUUUUGAAGGUGCAAGAUACUAUAUAAACCAUAAUGAAAGGAAAGUGACCUGUAAACAUCCAGUCACAGGACAGCCAUCACAGGACAACUGUAUUUUUGUAGUGAAUGAACAGACCGUUGCAACCAUGACAUCUGACGAAAAGAAGGAACGACCUAUAAGUAUGAUAAAUGAAGCUUCUAACUAUAACAUGACUUCAGACUAUGGAGUGCAUCCAGUGAGCCCUGUAGGCAGAACUUCACGGUCUUCAAAAAAAGUUCAUAAUUUUGGAAAGAGAUCAAAUUCAAUUAAAAGGAAUCCUAAUGCACCUGUGGUCAGACGAGGUUGGCUUUAUAAACAGGACAGUACUGGCAUGAAGCUAUGGAAGAAACGCUGGUUCGUGCUUUCUGACCUUUGCCUCUUUUAUUAUAGAGAUGAGAAAGAAGAGGGUAUUCUGGGAAGCAUACUGUUGCCUAGUUUUCAGAUAGCUAUGCUUACCUCCGAGGAUCACAUUAAUCGCAAAUAUGCUUUUAAGGCAGCCCAUCCAAACAUGCGGACCUAUUAUUUCUGCACUGACACAGGAAAGGAAAUGGAGUUGUGGAUGAAAGCCAUGUUAGAUGCUGCCCUGGUACAGACAGAACCUGUGAAAAGAGUGGAUAAGAUUACAUCUGAGAAUGCACCAACUAAAGAAAUCAAUAACUUUCCCAACCAUAGAGUGCUCAUUAAACCAGAGGUCCAAAAUAACCAGAAAAACAAGGAAAUGAGCAAAAAUGAAGAAAAAAAGGCAUUAGAAGCUGAAAGAUACGGAUUUCAGAAGGAUGGCCAAGAUAGACCUUUAACAAAAAUUAACAGUGUAAAACUGAAUUCUCUGUCGUCUGAAUAUGAGAGCGGGUCAACGUGCCCGGGUCAGACUGGACACUACAGACCAGUCAAUGUGAAUAGUCCUGAGAACAAAACAGUCAAUGUUAGCCUGGCAGAUCUUAGAGGUGGAAGUCACCCAAAUACAGGGCCCUUACACACAGAGGCUGAUCGAGUCAUACAGAGAACGAAUUCAAUGCAACAGCUGGAACAGUGGAUUAAAAUCCAGAAGGGGAGAGGUCAUGAAGAAGAAACCAGGGGAGUAAUCUCUUACCAAACAUUACCAAGAAAUAUGCCAAGCCACAGAGCCCAGAUCGUGGCCCGCUACCCUGAAGGCUAUAGAACACUCCCAAGAAACAGCAAGACCCGGCCGGAAAGUAUCUGCAGCGUAACUCCUUCCGUUCAUGACAAGACAGCUGGACCUGCGGCCGAAGAGAAGCGGAGAUCCAUGAGAGACGACACCAUGUGGCAGCUUUAUGAGUGGCAGCAGCGUCAGUUUUAUAACAAGCAGGGCACCCUCCCUCGCCAUGGCACCCUGACCAGUCCUAAAACCAUGGUUAAUAUCUCUGACCAGACAAUGCACUCCAUCCCCACGUCACCUUCCCACGGCUCCAUAGCUGCUUAUCAGGGCUACUCGCCUCAGCGAACCUACAGAUCAGAAGUGUCUUCACCAAUUCAGAGGGGAGAUGUGACGAUAGACCGCAGGCACCGGGCCCAUCACCCCAAGCACGUGUAUGUGCCUGACAGGAGGUCAAUGCCAGCUGGCCUAACCUUACAGUCCGUUAGCCCCCAGAGCCUCCAAGGCAAAACGAUGAAAGAAAAUGAACCUAUUAUCACCAUGGUUCACACAAUGAUUGAGAACUCGGCGCUAAGACCCCAACUGUACCAGCAAUUCUUAAGACAGAGGAACAAGAUAAGUCUAUAUUGUCUAUCACAGGAUGAAUGUAGAGGCACAUUAUACAAAUACAGACCUGAAGAAGUAGAUAUUGAUGUCAAGUUAAGCCGAUUAUGCGAGCAAGAUAAAGUGGUACAUGCUCUGGAAGAGAAACUUCAGCAACUCCACAAGGAGAAAUACACGCUUGAGCAAGCUUUGCUGUCAGCCAGCCAAGAGAUAGAAAUGAAUGCAGAUAACCCAGCAGCCAUUCAGACCGUGGUGUUACAGAGGGACGAUUUACAAAAUGGACUGCUUAGCACGUGUCGAGAACUCUCUCGAGCCACUGCCGAACUGGAACGAGCAUGGAGAGAAUAUGAUAAGUUAGAAUACGAUGUAACUCUCACCAGGAACCAGAUGCAAGAGCAGCUAGAUCGCCUUGGUGAAAUUCAGACUGAAUCAGCAGGAAUUCAGCGUGCACAACUUCAGAAAGAACUCUGGAGAAUUCAGGAUGUCAUGGAAGGACUGAGUAAACACAAACAACAGAGAGGUACUGCAGAAACAGGUAUGAUAGGAUCAAAGCCUUUCUCAACAGUUAAGUACAAAAAUGAGGGUCCAGAUUAUAGACUGUACAAGAGUGAACCAGAGUUAACAACAGUGGCAGAAGUUGAUGAGUCUAAUGGAGAAGAAAAAUCAGAAUCUGUUUCAGAAAUGGAAACUUCUGUUAAAGGUUCCCACUUUCCUGUUGGAGUAGUCCCUCCAAGAACAAAAUCACCAACACCCGAAUCUUCAACAAUAGCCUCAUAUGUAACUUUAAGGAAAACUAAGAAGAUGAUGGAUUCAAGAACGGAAAGACCAAGAAGUGCAGUGGAACAGCUCUGUUUGGCUGAAAGCACUCGACCUAGGAUGACUGUGGAAGAGCAAAUGGAAAGAAUCAGGAGGCAUCAACAAGCAUGCUUAAGGGAAAAGAAAAAAGGAUUAAACAUUAUUGGUGCUUUAGACCAGUCACCCUUACCAAGUCCUUCAAAUUUAAGGGAUAAUCCAUUCCGGGUUACCCAGACUCGAAGGAGGGAUGAUAACCUUAAGGAACUGGAUGCCGUCAUUAGAGAAAAUGACGUGAAGCCAAACCAUGAAACUCCUGCCGCAGAAACUGUUCGACUAAAAGAAGCUGAACCUCAAAAUACAGAUUUCAGUGAAGAGUUUAAAAAAACUGAAAAUGUUUUUUCCGAAACACUUUUCACACCUGAGCCAAAUGGAGUAAAUUCUGAGGAAGUGGUGGAUAAAGAAGAAAACAAAGAAAAGAUGCCCAAGGAUGUUCCAUACAGCCCUCAAGAUGAGUCACAGAUCCCAAAUCAUAAACCAGAAGGCCACCCUGAAGAAAAUACAAAGGACAAUAUUCAUGAGCAGGAAGAAACUCUUAUUUCUUAUGAACUAACUCCUGAGGCUUCUAGAGGAAGUCAGACAAUGGCAGUGCAAAGCCUGUCCCCGUCUCCCGAGUCCUCGGCAUCACCCGUUCCGUCCACUCAGCCACAGCUCACAGAAGGCUCACACUUCAUGUGUGUGUAGUCUCAGAACAACUAUACUGACUUCUGUUGAAACCAUUCAAAGCUGAGGACAUGGACCUUUGGCAAUGUGAGAAGAUAUUGUACAGUAUAUUUUAAAUCUAUGAAAUUCAUAGUUCUGAUGCUUUUGGCCACAGAGCAUCAUUUUAUCACUUCUGGAAAAUGUUUAUUCCAAAACAGCUUUAAUGGCCCAUAUGUACACUCAAGGUUAUGUAAUGUAAUCUCAAGGUUAUUAUUCUGACACCAGCUUGCUGCUAUGAUUUCAGAGCACAUAAGUAAAGGUGCUUUUUAGUGUGUGGUCUACAGCCAGAGCUUACUUAGUUGCUGAUUUCCAGAUUUUGAUGUUUCUAAAGUCUAGGUGGAUUUAUAUUUCUUUUCACUUUUCAGUACAUAAAUUUAGUUAUUAUUUCCAGUGAAGCUUGUUUUCCUUUUUUUUUCUUCUUCUUCCUCCCAUUUUGGCUACUGCAAUGCUCUGUUUCACCCUUGAUUUGUAAAAAUUUUAUAUAUAUAUUUAAAAUGUGCCACUUUAUUACUGCUAAGUGAGUAUGUCCGUUCCCUGCUAUAAUUAUUUCUCAGUCAGAUUGCAUUGUCAGCAGUUAUGCCACACUCUUGUCAGCUUAGAUACAAAUGUUAUCGCUUACUUUUUUCUUAAAAAGCAAUUUAAAAUGUAGGUAUUUUGAAGUACUGGGCUUAUACUUCAUUGAACUAGAUGUGUACAGCAAUAAGCAGGUUUUCAAAUCCAGUACUUAGUUUGUGUACAAAUGUAAUUAUGUUCAUUGUGUAUAUAUUAUACAAUGAGCACAUGUAAUGUAAGUAUUAAAGGCUA
Messenger RNA from Mesoplodon densirostris (Blainville's beaked whale), 4347 nucleotides. RefSeq names its product pleckstrin homology domain containing A5 (gene PLEKHA5). The record is from RefSeq and is a predicted model, not a curated record. The transcript is spliced from 28 exons. Gene Ontology annotation, cellular component: cytosol. Gene Ontology annotation, molecular function: phosphatidylinositol-4-phosphate binding; protein binding; phosphatidylinositol-5-phosphate binding. Bases 52 to 3525 code for a protein of 1157 amino acids. Lineage: Eukaryota; Metazoa; Chordata; Mammalia; Artiodactyla; Ziphiidae.